AAAGAUGGCAGAUGGGAUAGCGGUGAAUUUCUAGAGAUUCGAGUUAACUCUCUGGCGCAUAUCUACCAUACUCAUGCAUUUCCUUCAAGUGCACUAAUUCAAGAGGCACAAGUCAGACCAGGUAGGAAACUUUCCAAGAAAGGUGUAUUCUCAGCAUAGUUUUUUGAUCCUCUAAAAAUGGCCACCACCUUGGAUAUUGAAAUAUUUAAGGUAAUCAACGCAGGGAAUUUCUGGGCUCACCCUGUUGCUGGUCCUAGCAGCGAAUUCCAAGACUUUAUGGGAAAACUGAAUGAUCAUUUUAGAAAGGAUACAAACUCACAAGCUAAUAAUCAGGUGGAGAAGGGUCAGAUGUGUGUGGUAAGGCGGACCUCAGAUAACUGCUGGUAUAGGGCAAGAGUUCAAACUGUAUUACAAACAUUGAGUGGACCGCAAGCAAGUGUUUUUCUUGUGGAUAUGGCAGAGAGUACCUUGGUUCCUUGUUGCAGGAUUAGGGAAAUACCAGAGCUAUUUCAGAAUAUCCCAUUUCAGGCCAUGGAAUGUUUGUUAGUUGGUGUUCAACCACUUGGUCUUGUUACAUCCUACUUUGAUCUGACUACCUCGAAACAAGUUACUGAUCACUGGGAUGAAGCUGCUACAAACCUCUUUAAAACCCUCAUACAAGGAUGUAAGCUUCAAGUUACCAUCCAUAAACAAGAUGAGAAAGGAAAGUAUCAUGUGUUACUAUUGGCUGACUCUGGGUAUGCUCAGGUUUGUGUCAAUGAUGAAUUGGUGUUAAAUGGCUUUGCAACUAACUUCUCUGAAGAUUUAGAAAAACCAAGAAUAAAAACAACCAAAGCUGCAAAACUGAAAGCGAUGGGAGAAAAAUUCCAAAAGGAAGGUGAAGAAAUGCUGAAAAAUAUGAAGGAAUAUGUCAGACAUGGCAAGUUCAGCGGAAGUGAAGAAUCAAACAGCACUGAUGAAGAGUCUAUGAGCCAGCGAAGCACUAAUAGGUAUUUGGGGAUAAGGGAAUCCCCUUUGGUUGUGUUAAGACAACAGGUUUUAGGACAUGGAUCAUGUCAGGAAAACAAUAGCUCACUUCAAAAGCCUUCAGCGAGACUUCCAGAAGGUGCGUGCGAGGGCCUUUCGUCUCAGAGACUCUCAGAAGAAAAGACAUUUAGCAGUGAAAAGUCAGAAGAUGAGCUAAUGCAUGGAUCUAGAAAACCGGCAGCAGCAUCGAGUGACAAUAAUUCAGGAAGGGUGCGAUUUCUGUCAUCUAGACUGCCAGCAACAGGUAGUGGUAUGAGGGGAGGUUUUCAUCCAAUGUCAUCAAAAUCUCCAGAUGCCGUGAAUCUGAAGCCCAUUCUUAAAAAGAAAAGUGCUCACAGUGGAUCUUCCACUGAGGCAGAUGAAUUUCGUCCGAGAAGACGGGCAGACAGAGACGGUUCAGGUGUUUCCUACUGUGAAAUACCUGAAUUUUCCUCUAAUGGCUCUAAUGGUGAAAUCUUUCUUAAAGAAAUAGAGGAAAAAGAACAGUCCCCCCGAAAUAGUUCAAUAAGUGUAGAUACCUUGUUUAGCCAACACAACGUUAGAUUGCCUUUUGAAAAUUCUAUUUCAGCUAAGAGGAUAGUUCAGGAAACUGAGUCACUGUCUAAAACUACUGCUGUGGCAAAUAGAAAUGAAGAGGAUCGGCAAAGAUUGCUAUCUUCAAUAAAGACCCUAAAAGAAACCUGUGAGAGAGACUGCGGGUCAACUUUAGAUCCCUCUACAGAUUUAGUACAAACAUGUGAGCCUCCAACGACUAAAAGCAGCUCAGAAAUUGCAUGUCGCUCUGAACAUUCUCCAAUACAAUCCUCAACAAGCUUACAUAUGGUUGAAGGGAGAAAUUUAAGUGAAAAAUCUACACAAUUGUCUCAACUGUUGCAGACUUCUUGUGGUUCUUUUGGAAAGUCUCCUCUUCCUUCAGAAAUACUAUUACCCACACAGAAGUCAGCUUCACCAGUACAACGCACAACAAGUGGAAAAAAGUUAUUAUAUUCUGAUGGUGUUAUUGUUUGCUCAGAGGGUGCACCUGCUCCAAAGCCGGUCUUUUCACCAGAGUUUUGCCCAUUUCCUCAUUAUUUGCUUCGGCUUGGUAUUUUGAACCCUAGCUUACUUCAGGCACAUGCUUGGCCUGCUCUUCUGAGAGGACGUGACCUUGUAGGCAUUUGCCAAGCAAAUGAUGCACAAAUACAUGCGUACUUACUGCCAAUUAUUUAUCAGUUGGUAGAAGAAAGGGAAAUUUAUGCGGAUCUACCAAAGUUUUCAAGUGGGCCGCAGUUUCUUAUCCUUGCUUCAACAUGGGGAGCUGUUGUUGAUAUCUUCAGGCAAUGCAGGCUCAUUCUAGCUAAAAACAGGAACAUUCGUGUGCAGCUGAUAUUUGCUGCUGGUGCAGAGGAGAAUCAGAUUAUACCACUAGUGAAUGGCUGUGAGAUUCUGAUUGCUACACCACCUUGCUUCCUUCGAAUGCUCAGGAAAUGUUAUAUAUCCCUUGAUCGACUCUGUCACUUGGUAUUUCAUGACGCGGACAUAAUGGUGGAGGACUUCACAUCUGAGAUCAAAUGCAUCAUGAGACACUACGCCAAGCUAUUGAAAUCCCAACCCUGUCGUUCAGCACCACGCCAGGCAGUUGUCAUGGCUUCGUCUUGGAGUGUGGGUAUAGCAUCACUGGUGAAGGCAUAUCUUGGGAAUCCUGUGGUGUUGAUUCCUGACAUGAUUGAAGCAGCUAUCUACAGGGGUGUGCAACAAAUUGUAACAUUUUGCUCCGAGAGCCAGAGGGAUGUGGAACUUCUUGGUUACCUGGAAUCGUUUAUUAGCACAAAAGACAUUUGUGUUUUCACAUCUACGGCAGCGGAAGCAGAGAGCGUAGGACAAAUCCUGAAUGCAAACUGUUAUUUUGCUCUUGUGGCACACAAUUUUCUACCACCUCAUGAACUUGACAAUAUUCAGAGACAGUGGAACACUCCUCACACCACUGAUACUAUGCCAGUUCUAGUUAUAGCGGAAGACGUUAUUGGUCAGAUGAACAUCACAAAUGCCUCAUGUGUAAUACACUUCAACUUUCCUGGUUCAAAGACACGAUUUAGCAAAAGACUCUCCACUCUAGCUGGGACUUUUACAUCAUCUGAAGAGCAUGGCUGUGUCUCUGUUAUUUUUGUGACUGAUGGCCGAAAUAUGUAUCACGCUCCUUCCAUACGUCAGCUUGUACAGAGGUCAGGUCAGGAAGUUCCACAACUACUUGAUGCAAUGGCCGACCUUGCAAAACAGGAAAAAGAAAAGGUUAAGGAGUUGUGUUAUUCUCUGAAAGCUUUUGGAACUUGCAGAUACCAAAGGGGAACGAGAAACUGUUUGCAGAGACACUCAGUGUUGGCAGAGUUGGAUAAACCAGCAAAAGGAAUUCCUACGUCUGGCAUAGUUAAGAUACUGAUUACGAGUGUAAUGGAUGCAACUUGUUACUGGGUGCGAAUCCUUGAGCACAAACCCUCCGAUGCAAACCCGCUGAACAGUCGAACUGUAGACUGCACAGAGUUCCUGGAAUUAACAAUGGCAGUCAGUCGAUGGUACGCUGAUUCAAAUCAUCGGGUUAAGCAAGAGUUGGUUUCUGUUGGUGACCUGUGUGCUGUGAAGCUAAUUAACAGCAGUUCCUACAAUAGAGUGAAAGUGUGCUAUGUAACUAAGGAAGAUCACAGUAAAAAGCCAGUGGAAGUGCGGGUUCAAUAUGUUGACAGGGGAAAUUUUGAAUGCGUUCAUGUGGACAGACUUCUGCAGUUGCCUCCCCAAUUUCACUCCUGUCCCUUCCAGGCAGUUGAGGUGUUCGUGUGCAGAUUACAACCUUUGGAUAAAGACACUGACUGGACUGACGAGACGGCAGCAUAUAUCACACGCCUCAUUGAAGGCAAGGAAAUGGAAGGAAAAGUUGUUUUGAGCUUAGGCAACACGAUGUGGCUGGAUCCUUUGGUCGAGAGGAAAUAUCUUCCCAACAUCAAUGUUACGACCAAUGCGUUGAAUGUUAGGAUGGAACUGUUGAGGGAAAAACGUGCAGCUGAAAACAAACAGCACGUGCGCUUGCUGAGAAACCUUUGUGAGGGGGUCAUUGUUUUACAGCCUCUGGAAGGAGGACAAACUCGUGUUUCGGAUGUCAGUGAACAGUUGCCUGCUCUGGAAACAAGUGUGCUACCUGAGGAAGGAUUCCACUCUGUGUAUGUGUCUGCUGUGGAAAAUCCAGGACUUUUUUUUGUCCAGCUGAAGUCUUCAGAAGAAAGCUUAGAGGACCUGAAGCAGAAGAUUAACUCUGGAGUCAACAAAGUUGAAUCGGAGGAGAACGAGAUCCCAAUUGGCUCGCUCUGUGUUGCAAAGUUUUCCGAAGAUGACCUUUGGUACCGGGCGCGUGUCCUGGGCAGCAGGCCAGAUAAAGAGUAUGAUGUAUUUUAUGUGGACUUUGGUGACAGAGAGUGGGUAACAGCGGACAGGAUUGUUCCAGCUUGGAAUGACAUCCUUCAGCUGCCCCUCCAGGCUGUUGAGUGCUCGCUUGUCCACGUCGAACCUCUUGAGAAAGAAUGGAGCGAUGAGAGCAGCGACGCUUUCUGGGAAAUGGUGACUGAUCAGUUACUAUUCGCAAAGGUGAAAUCUAAGAGUGCGUCUCUGGUGGCUGGAUGCCACAGAUUUGCAAUUGAACUCUACAACACUAACACAGAACAUGACGUCAUUAUCAGCCACGAGAUGGUUGCAACGGGGCAUGCGCAGACGUCUGCUGAAGGAAUUAAGAUUUUAUUCCCGCACUCUUUUAUUUCUAGUGAGCAACACAAUUACAAAUUUUCAUACCAAAGGAUACCAGAUAUGUGCUUACAAGCCCAUCGGUGUUUGGAUCUAGUAAAGAAAGCAGAAAUUGUGAAGGAAGUGCAGAGCAUUGUCCUGAAUAACGAGAAAUCAAAGGAUGACAUAAGGGAUUGUGGCGGUGUUCAGGCGCUUUGUCGCCUGCUGAGUCUAAGCAGAGAUCCAUUGGUUCUUCAGCAUAUUCUAGCAAGUCUUGCAUCUCUUUCAUUUGAUAACGCAAGUAACUGCGACGAAGUAACAAGCCAAGGUGGACUUCAAACAAUGUGCUAUUUGCUAGGAAAGACGAAAGACAGCAUUAUCCAAGAAAGCAUAGCUUGGGCUUUGAAGAACCUGGGAACCACAGAAAGAAAUCAAAAUGAGGCAAGAACUCGAGGAGGGCUCCAGGCUUUUUGUGAACUUUUAAGAACCACCAUGGAUGACAAAGUCUUGGAAAGAGUGACGUGGGCUAUUGGAUCUCUUGUAGAUGACAACACCAGAAACUGUCAAGCCGUGCGGGAUUGUGGUGGCCUGAAAACAAUGUGUGAAUUGGUCUCACUGACUUACAGCGAAAAUGUUCUAGAGCGCACAAUGUGGGCGCUAGGAAACUUAGCUAUCGACAAUCAGAAUCGCAAUUUCAUUCGACAAUAUGGAGGCCUUGAGAACAUUUGCAAAAAGUUGCAAGAAUCAACCUCACAGCAGAUCAUAAAGCAAGGUGCCCUGACGCUUAAAACUCUGGCGAGUAGUAAUCAACACAAUAAGGAUGUUAUGGUCAGACUGGGAGUGAUUGGUACACUUCGAAGUUUAAUGACAAAUGAGCAGCAGAGUUUAGGUAUCAUUCCUCGCCGUGUGUGUGGCGAUCUACUGCAGCGUCUUCUUGGCUCAGCAGCUGGAAACAUCCAUACAACAAGCUCAACCGCUACAGCACCUGACGAUAGAGCCCAAGAAUGUGCGAUCGCUUCUGGCAUAAUCGUAAAGCAAGAACCUGAGACGAGAUCAGUCAAUGGUCUGGUGCAGAAUGGUGAUAUUGACAAUGAAGAUGACGAUGACUUACCCCCUCUGGGUGGGGAGGACAGUGACGAGAAAAAUGAGAGGAUUCCGUCUGCGAUGAUCACACUAGCCCCAAAUACUUCUGAGAACCUUUCCCCGAGGGAAAAUUUCUCUCGGUCGGAGACGCAAGGAAUUGCUGCAGCUAGGUCUACUGUAAGCGUUAGAAAUCACGUUGUGCCUCGUGCAGAAGAGAAUGAUUUAGACCCAUUUAGGUGAGCUGGUUUUAAAAAUUGCAAUUGUAUGAAGACUGUCUUUGAAUGAGAACAAAGCUUUGGACGUCGGGAUUGAAGAAUCCAUGUUUGGGCUGGGGUCUCCAGUUACCGACUUUCUGAACCUUCCCCCCCUCUUUAGUGAGCACCGCUCCCCCCUUCCCAUCCCCUGGGAAAAACUGUAACAUUAAAACACCACUGGCAAUCAAUCAAAAUAUCAAUGCUGUAGCCAUGGUUAUACCGCAG
Pocillopora verrucosa is the source of this 6329-nucleotide messenger RNA. NCBI's taxonomy places the organism in Eukaryota, Metazoa, Cnidaria, Anthozoa, Scleractinia, Pocilloporidae. The record is from RefSeq and is a predicted model, not a curated record.